UUCGUACAUCGUCCGUCUCGUAUAUAACGAUCGUGAAUCCCACUAAUUAUAAACAGCACCAGUUAACAUAGCCCUUUUGACGAAACUAUUGAAACCCUUUGUAUAUCAUUUAUUCAUUUAUUAUUAUUAUUUUUCUUUUUUUAUUCCUUCCUGAUUCCCUCUGGGAAUGAUUACAAUUAAGCCGCCAAUUGUCGUAAACGAAUUUCAUCUUUUGUUUGUGGAAUUAUAUUGAAUAUUUUGCUGUUUUUACUAUAUAGAAUGGAAGAACAACUUAUCCUUUUGCGGAAAGAGUUUUUGCAAAGACUCUAUAAGAAUAAGCCAGCAAAGGAUGCUAGUCGGGAAGAAAUAGCUAGAUGGCUCGAGAAUCGAUCCCAAGAGGUCUCAAAAAUGACUGACAUCGUCAAUGAAGGCAAAGAGCAGUUAGCACCCUACGAUAGAAUGAAGUAUAUGGAACAACUUUCGGACUUGAUCGUUCGAUUACAUGAAACACGGUCUGAAAUUUUUCCUCGUCCUCCUUUUCGUUUUCAUCGAUCCUACCAACUGCAGCAGCAAGCAAAACCAGUAGCCAACAGGCAAAAACGCGAAGAUGUCAAGGUCAAACGGUUUGAGAAUGAAACUCUUUUUUUGUCAAAUUUGUCAAACGAAACUCUAGAUAAUAGUCUCUUCGAUCACCAAGAAGAACGGCCGAUCAAAUUAAUUAUAAGAGAUUUACAAGGGUGCAAUGUGUAUAUUCCUAACUGUUCUGCGGUUCAUAUUGAUAGCUCAAAAGACUGUUCCUUUCACUUUGGCAAUAUUCGAGGAUCCCUCCAUAUUUCCCAGUUAAAAAGCUCUCAAAUAUGUGCCUCUUGCCAUCAGUUUCGCUUACACGAAUCCAAUCACCUCUCCAUUCAACUGCAUUGCCAAACUUCACCUGUUUUAGAAGGAUGCAGCAACAUUAUUUUUGAGAACCCUAGUGUGCAUCCAAUUUUGGAUUUUUCUUGGGCGAGGCCGGAUGCCUCGCCCAAUUUUAAAGUAAAAGCAUAGCUUUUACUACAAGCAGCUAUGAGCUUCCUUAAGAAUUGAAUUCUAGUACUCGCUGCACUCUCCUCUCCUUAUUUAGGAAGCUAAUGUUGCUACCAAGCUAUCGAAAAGAACAAAAUCUCAUACGCUUUAUAAUUCCAUCCGUUACUUCCACUCAUAUUCUACUCGAUUAAAUAUUUACUGUCGUUUAUCGAAGACUUUCUUUUGUGGACUUCGAAGUACUGUAGAAACUGAAUCGAAAAGACGAUCAUUCAACAAAAACCAAUCUUUUCUGAGCCAUUUCUUUCUUUUACUACCUUUAUAUAUAAGUAAAAAACGAAAUCUCAUGUCUUGGCCUUUUAAUGUUUUCGUUAUUUAUAAUAAGAGUAAAUAAACAAAAAUGGCUUUCAAGUAACAAGUAACCUUCUCGUAUUUUUUUACGCAUAUAACCUUUUUAC
This is a messenger RNA of Schizosaccharomyces cryophilus OY26, 1457 nucleotides long. RefSeq names its product tubulin specific chaperone cofactor C. The coding region runs from base 259 to 1023 and encodes 254 amino acids. Gene Ontology annotation, cellular component: cytoplasm. Lineage: Eukaryota; Fungi; Ascomycota; Schizosaccharomycetes; Schizosaccharomycetales; Schizosaccharomycetaceae. The transcript is spliced from 3 exons. Gene Ontology annotation, biological process: tubulin complex assembly; post-chaperonin tubulin folding pathway. The record is from RefSeq and is a predicted model, not a curated record.